AUGCGUCGCCGGCUUCCCGCGCUAAUAGAAUCGCGCCAGGGAGGCGGCAGCCUGCGUGCGACGAGGGUCGAUAUGGGGCGGUGCGCAAGUUUGUCCCCCGGGGGCGGCGGCGGCGGGGGCGGCGGCGGCGGCCGCAGACAGUGGCUGGCUGGGGUAGCCUAUCACGAGCCCGGCCACGGCGUGGGCAGCCAGAGCCGCCGUCCAAUAACUUCACAUUGUGACUCGCCGCGCACCCCACCAGGUGGCCAGCUAUUAUCCCCGCUGCCGCAGCCCACGCAUCCCUUUUCUCCUCGACAUCUUUGCUACGCAUCCGACACGCACGCUCGUGGCCGUCUGGGGCUGAAGGCGCCGACGCAGCAGGGGCAGCUGCCGUUGGAGGCAAAGGCUGAGAUGGGGGUGGAAGUGGAGUUUCCAUCACAGGGUAGACGCCGAUGGGCACUGGCAUCGUUCCUGGGGCCUCGUGGUCGACCACACGGGGCGGUGCUGGUUGAGGUGCCGGCGCUCAGCGGAACCAUCGGCCCACUGGAGAGAUGCCAUCGCCGGGCCACCGAGCUUAGUGAUGUCGCACCGCCCCGUGUGGUCGACCACGAGGCCCCAGGGACGAUGCCAGUGCCCAUCGGCGUCAACCCUGUGAUGGAAACUCCACUUCCACCCCCAUCUCAGCCUUUGCCUCCAACGGCAGCUGCCCCUGCUGCGUCGCCGCCUUCAGCCCCAGACGGCCACGAGCCUAUGGACGUCGAAGGAUGA
Schistocerca gregaria is the source of this 747-nucleotide messenger RNA. Its product is annotated as splicing factor 1-like. The transcript is spliced from 4 exons. NCBI's taxonomy places the organism in Eukaryota, Metazoa, Arthropoda, Insecta, Orthoptera, Acrididae. The coding region runs from base 1 to 747 and encodes 248 amino acids. The record is from RefSeq and is a predicted model, not a curated record.